CAAGAAUCGAAUCAGAAUUUGGAACAAUCGGUGAAUUGAGUUUUCAUCCCUCUCAUCUCCACCUUUCUCCGUUGAGUUUACAAAGAGAAAAAAAGAUAGCCACAAAAAGCAACACGAGCAUUAUUACACAGUACUUGCUUGGUUGCUUCACACUUUCACGGUCUACUUUUCUUUUGGCUAUAUAUUAUAAAAACAAAAGCACCCCCCUUCCAUUUAUAUAUAUCUGAUUGAAUAGUUACGAAAAGGGUCUUUUAUAUAGUUCAUUUUAUCAGAGUCUCUGAAGCCAAAAUACAAAAACCACCAACUUUGUAACCCUGCAGAGUUUUCUGUUCUCUCUGGGGGAUUUCGCUUUGCAUUUUUUUGUGUGUCAAUUGGUGGCGGCUUUAAAGCGGUGGCUAUUAUUGUGCUCAGUUUUUCAUUUUUCAAGCUCCACAGGGUAUAGUCAGAUACCGAAGCUCGAAAUUUCCUUGCAUUUAUUAAAGUUUUCUCUGCCACAAUCUAUGAACAAGGGAUUCUUAGUCAUCACUACCCCAUCGCUGCCAGUGUACUAAGAAAGAAAAAAGUAGGAAAAAAUAACAUAAAAAAAGGAGCAUCUCUCAUCUGAAUUUUCUUCCUUCAAGCUUUAGUAGAAAGAGACAUCUCGACCAAGAUCCACCAGGAUUUAGACACUUCUUUUGUGGGUAACGGAGACAAUGUUGCCUCAGAAGCAAGCAGAGGAAGCAAUAGUCACAAACCUCAACGAGACAGAACAUGAAGUUGGCAGCACAAGGGAAGAAGAGAGGGGGCAAGACCAAUCCUUGUUCAGCCUCAAGAGCAUCCUUUGGCAUGGUGGUUCUGUUUGGGAUGCAUGGUUCAGCUGUGCUUCAAAUCAAGUGGCUCAAGUACUCUUGACACUGCCAUACUCCUUUUCUCAACUUGGCAUGCUUUCAGGCAUCUUGUUUCAGGUGUUCUAUGGAAUCAUGGGAAGCUGGACUGCGUAUCUGAUCAGUGUUCUCUACAUAGAGUACCGCACCAGGAAGGAAAAGGAAAACGUCAGCUUCAAGAAUCAUGUCAUUCAGUGGUUUGAAGUCCUUGAUGGGUUACUUGGUCCAUAUUGGAAAGCAGUGGGGCUAGCCUUCAACUGUACUUUCCUCCUCUUUGGAUCUGUGAUUCAGCUUAUAGCAUGUGCAAGUAACAUCUAUUACAUAAAUGACAAAUUGGAUAAACGGACUUGGACUUAUAUUUUUGGAGCUUGCUGUGCCACCACUGUGUUCAUACCAUCCUUCCACAACUACCGAAUCUGGUCAUUUUUGGGUCUUGGAAUGACCACUUACACGGCUUGGUACCUUGCUAUUGCAGCCAUCCUUCAUGGCCAGGUAGAAAAUGUGACGCACUCGGGUCCAACAAAGCUAGUGCUAUACUUCACUGGAGCCACUAACAUACUAUACACGUUUGGAGGACAUGCUGUGACUGUAGAGAUUAUGCAUGCCAUGUGGAAGCCCCAAAAGUUCAAGUACAUCUACUUGCUGGCCACUUUGUACGUUUUUACGCUAACGGUUCCGUCAGCAGUCGCCGUUUAUUGGGCUUUCGGUGAUAUGCUGCUUAACCACUCCAACGCCUUCGCUCUCCUCCCCAAGUCUGGCUUCCGUGACGCCGCCGUUAUCCUCAUGCUCAUUCACCAGUUCAUAACGUUUGGGUUUGCGUGUACUCCGUUGUACUUCGUGUGGGAGAAGGUGAUUGGAAUGCACGACACAAAGAGCAUUUGUUUGAGGGCACUUGCACGGUUGCCAGUGGUGAUACCAAUAUGGUUUUUGGCUAUAAUAUUUCCUUUCUUUGGGCCCAUUAAUUCAGCUGUUGGCUCUCUCCUCGUUAGCUUCACUGUCUACAUCAUCCCUGCCCUAGCCCAUAUGCUCACUUAUAGAAAACCCUCUGCCAGACAGAAUGCUGCAGAGAAGCCUCCUUUCUUCAUGCCAAGCUGGACUGCAAUGUACGUCCUCAAUGCAUUCAUUGUGGUAUGGGUUUUCGUGAUUGGAUUUGGGCUUGGAGGAUGGGCCAGCAUGACCAACUUCAUAAGGCAAAUCCACUCAUUUGGGCUUUUUGCUAAAUGCUACCAGUGCCCUCCACCAGCACCACAUGUUGCGGCAGCACCACCACCUCAUGGCCAUCAUUAGAGGCAAAGCUGACUCAUUAUUCAUUUCAACAUAGUAGAGUUCAGCAACAAUCACAUUUCCCUCAAUACUUUGUAUUAUACAUGGGGGAGAAUGUUGAAUAUACUUCCCUUCAUAUGAUGUGUGUGCUGGCUGGGUUUUUUUUUGCAUAAAUUUGUCCUUUUUCUUUGUCAUAAUAUAGUGUUUUCCCCCUCCCUUGUAAGAUUAGUUGAUUAAAAAUAGUGUGUCAAAUGUUAUGAUUCCUUUGCUAUCAAGUGCAUAGGCUAAUUAAAUUAAAUACUAUGUUUCGGUAUCUUGCUUUGAUGUACUCUUCUCUUUUCCUAAGGUUGAGCGAUACUGUAAGA
This is a messenger RNA of Cajanus cajan (pigeon pea), 2491 nucleotides long. Its product is annotated as auxin transporter-like protein 4. The record is from RefSeq and is a predicted model, not a curated record. NCBI's taxonomy places the organism in Eukaryota, Viridiplantae, Streptophyta, Magnoliopsida, Fabales, Fabaceae.